Cuscuta epithymum is the source of this 3712-nucleotide messenger RNA. The record is from the annotation of a GenBank genome assembly. NCBI's taxonomy places the organism in Eukaryota, Viridiplantae, Streptophyta, Magnoliopsida, Solanales, Convolvulaceae.
CUCUGCAUUAGCAGGCAUCACUAGAACGUGAAAUCGAAUCCUAAACCUUCCAUUCUUCUAAAAACAACUCAAUUUCUGAUGCCUUCUUCGAAGAAGAAAAACUCGAAAUCGUCCUCCAGGCUUUCGCGGACAGAUUCUAACGCCUCUGGUUCUCCAUCUCCCUCCGUGCCUUCAUCACCUUACAGUCCUUCGCCGAUUUCGAACUUGAACCUGGUCUCGGAACUCUGUGAAGAUGAGCUCCAAAGUUACCUUGAAGAAGCUUCUAGAAAGUUCCCGUAUUUCAUAUCAACGGCAGCCUUCACUGGCCGCGUCUCUGAAGACACUUCCGGUGCUAAUGAACCGUGUUCUCCCGGAGCCGGAGGUUGUAAAAUUUGGCUCUCCGAAGCUUCCAUGGUCGCUUCUUCCAUUGCUCCCGGCUCCCUAGUUUCGGUGUCCCUUGCUUCCUCUAUGGGCUCACUCGGAAAUUUCCCUCUUAGUGCUUUGCCAAGUGAAUGCUCGAAGCACCUUGGGUUGGAAUUCAUGGAGCAAUUGUCUGAUGAAGCAGGGAGCUAUUUUGUACUUGCAACCGUUUUCCCAUCUUGCGACUUGCGUGUGCCAAGGUUCAACUGUACAAGACUACAAGAGGACCCAUUUAUGAGUUACAACUUACAAGUUUUAAAGCAUGCAGUGCGACUUUCUUCAAACCUUUCAUGCUCAAUGGGUUGUCCUGUUUCUGGAAGGAUUAUUUUUGUUCAUCCUUUAGUUGAUCAACCAUUAAGGAGUAUCUUAAACAGAAACGAGAAUUUACCUAACAAAAAAGACUGUGACUUCUCAUCAUGCAGCUGCAAGGAAUUAUACAUAUCACCUGUGUCAAUGAAGGAAACUUUGAUGGGGAAGAGAACCAUUACCUCUCAAAUAGAAUCAGCAGUCCGACCAUGUGAGUCAUCAAGUGCAUCAAGUUAUCAAGAAUCAUUCCCAGAUUCAUCUGAUCUGUAUGGUACAUGUAGCAACAUAACUUUUUUUAAGGAAGUUUUAGAGGAUGAGAGCUCAAGAAAACUUGUACAAACAUGCAUUGGAUAUUCUUUAUAUUCUCGAAGUUUACUUACGGGAAACAUUGUGAUAGUACCUGUACUUUCCAGAGUCUGUGCAUUUGUUGUUACACAUGCUAGAAAAGUCUCUACAAAAGGGAAUCAUUGUGCAAAGGACAAAAGUGACCAGAAACCUUAUCCACAUUCAACAGAUUUGGAGGUCCAUAGUAAUGUUUCGUUUUUGAUUGAUCAAGAAACUAAAGUUUGUGUACAUCUCCCACAAAAAGUUGAGGAGGGUUCUUCAAAAGGAGGAGAUGUGUUGACAGAACAUGAGUGUGAUGAAAAGAAUAACAUUGGGCUUGAUGUUUCUAUGUUGGGUGGCCUAAUGAAGGAAACUACAGAGCUAAAAGAGAUAAUUAUAUCAUCAGCAGUGAAACACAUUGUGGCUAGCAUGGGUUUACGACCUACAAAAGGAGUGCUUCUUCAUGGACCACCUGGAACAGGAAAGACUUCUUUGGCUCGAUUGUGUGCGCAUUCCACUCGUGUUAACUUAUUCUCAGUGAAUGGGCCUGAAAUCAUUAGUCAAUAUCAUGGGCAGAGUGAACGAGCAUUGCAUGAAAUUUUUGAUUCAGCUGCCCAGGCUCCACCUGCUGUGGUGUUCAUUGAUGAGGUGGAUGCAAUUGCACCUAAGCGUGCUGAUGGGAGUGACGAACUUUCUCAAAGAAUGGUUGCAACACUGUUGAACUUGAUGGAUGGAAUAAGCAGAACUGAUGGGCUGCUUGUUAUUGCAGCAACCAACAGACCCGACAGCAUUGAGCCUGCACUUAGACGACCAGGAAGAUUUGACCGAGAAAUUGAAAUAGGUGUACCAUCUCCUAGGCAGCGUUAUGAAAUACUAAUGGCACUUCUCGAUAAGAUGGAUCACUCCCUUUUGGAAAAGGAUAUUCAACAUCUUGCAACGGCUACUCAUGGGUUUGUUGGUGCUGAUCUAGCAGCUCUCUGCAAUGAAGCUGCUCUGGUUUCUCUCAGGAGGCAUGUAAACUUUAAAAUUUCAUACGGCGAUUCAAAUGCCAAACCAUCAACUCAUCUUCGGAAUGGUUGCUAUAAUAGACAUAUGGAAGAUUCCCUUUGUUUAGAAGAAAGUGAACUCUCUAAAGUCAAUAUGGAGGGAUCAUCAGCAAUAACUGAAGCAUGCAUUUUGUCAGACAUUCUGAAAGGGGAGAAUGUAAAUGGAAUGUCUGCUGCAGAUGAAAGAAUUCUAACGGUAACAGUGGAUGACUUUGAAAGUGCAAGAUUUAAAGUAAGGCCAAGCGCCAUGCGAGAGGUAAUAAUAGAGGUUCCUAAGGUCAACUGGGAAGAUGUUGGUGGGCAGAAGGAGGUAAAGAUGCAACUGAUGGAAGCUGUUGAGUGGCCCCAAAAGCACCAGGAAGCGUUUAAACGGAUAGGGACCCGCCCCCCAACUGGGGUUUUGAUGUUUGGUCCUCCUGGGUGUAGCAAAACUCUUUUGGCUCGUGCUGUUGCUUCUGAGGCUGGGUUAAACUUUCUUGCUGUGAAGGGACCUGAACUUUUCAGCAAAUGGGUAGGUGAAUCAGAAAAGGCUGUUAGAGCCCUGUUUGCCAAAGCAAGGGCAAAUGCCCCCUCUAUUAUAUUUUUUGAUGAAAUUGAUGGUCUUGCUGUUGUCCGUGGGAAAGAGAGUGAUGGGGUCUCUGUUGCGGAUCGGGUGAUGAGCCAACUUCUUGUUGAAUUGGAUGGUUUGCAUCAAAGAGUUAAUGUAACUGUCCUUGCUGCUACAAAUCGUCCAGACAAGAUAGAUCCUGCCCUUUUAAGACCAGGUCGUUUCGAUCGACUCCUAUAUGUGGGGCCACCUGAUGAAAAUGACCGUGAGGAUAUAUUCAGGAUUCAUCUGCGCAAGAUUCCAUGUGGUUCUGAUGUAUGCAUAAAAGAGCUUGCUAGGCUCACCGAUGGAUGUACAGGUGCUGAUAUAUCCCUUAUUUGCCGUGAAGCAGCCAUUGCUGCCAUUGAAGAGAACCUUGGAGCCUCAGAAAUAACAAUGAACCACUUGAAGGCUGGCAUUCAGAGAGUGCAACCAUCUGAAGUUCUGUCAUAUAAGGAGUUAUCAACUAAGUUUCAGAGACUUGUUAUCUCCUCCACUCAAGUAGAUGAUUUGGGCUCUCCACCAUACUUAAACAGAACAAGUCAAACACAUAUUUGGGGUCUCUUAAGAUCGGCUGCUUCCUUUAUUUAUCGGCUUCCAUCUAUCUUACGGUCAUCUGUGAGACUGUGAGCAACCAGGCAGUAGGGUUGAGUGGUGGGUUCUCUUCCCUUUGUUCGUGUUAUCAUCUUAACAGCACCUGCUUAUUCUUGAGAAAGUUUAAGACCGAGGAUCUUAUGGUUUGUGAGGGGACAGUGAUUUCUCCAUGCCAGAUAUCAUGUUUUCGGCCUUCCCUCAACUGAGAUAAAUUGGUUCAGACAUUGGUCAUACUCGAGGGGUUUCGCCAGAUAUCAACUACUGAACUACAUAGAUUGCCAGAUAUUUUAUGUUCUGUUUUGCUCAUAAUUGCAAUUUGUAAGUUGGAGUGAAUGAUUCAUUGCGUAUAUUUGUAUUUUUUUGUUAUUUUGCAGAACUUUUAUGUUACCCAUUCGGAGAAAAGAAAAUGCACAAAAGUAUUUGUUUUCCAAAGGAUGAAACACAGCAAACAGUACGG